Messenger RNA from Hyaloscypha bicolor E, 2298 nucleotides. RefSeq lists its product as uncharacterized. The transcript is spliced from 2 exons. Lineage: Eukaryota; Fungi; Ascomycota; Leotiomycetes; Helotiales; Hyaloscyphaceae. The record is from RefSeq and is a predicted model, not a curated record. The coding region runs from base 313 to 1917 and encodes 534 amino acids.
AUUGCUUCAACUUUGCUUUGGAUUCUUGUUCACCGUUUCUUCGACUUGGGGAUUGCGAGUUCGAGCCACAUUCACGUCUCCGCCGAAUUACGGGGGGCGUAUCAAACUCCCGCUACUGGGCUCCACGAUUCGGAUCUGCCUGGCUACCGCAAUAUGCAUAUACAAUGUCUGGUUCUGGUUCACUGGUAUCGAUAAGCUGAACGUCGACCCAACUUGCAACCACGGGGCUUCUUGUUUGCUUCUGUUAAUUUAUUGAAAGGUGCUCGCGUUUUCUUCCAAAUCACAGCAGUUUUGACUACUAUCACUUAUGGGAUGGCUACUUGCUCUGAAAUCAUAUUGUUCGUCUUCAAUUGGGUAUUCUAUGGUAUCAUGGCUGCCUCGAUUGCUGCUUUGGUCGCUUUCCAUCAAGAUCUACAUUCGCAUGGCUCUAAACCAAAGAAACGGCAUACAGUUAGAGCAAUACUCAGAUAUGCUCCUGUCGUCCUCGGCGGAAUUCCCUGGAUAAUGGUGAACGGAGAUUACGAGGUCGGAUUGAAAAGACCGCGGUCAUGGCUCCUCAUCUUGGUCUUAAAUGCAAUUCUCGUUCUUUCCCUUGCGACACUCGGAUCUGCCACCCUAGGUGGAAUUUCGGAUCUCUUUAAUUCUGUCAUAAAUUUGUUCCGAAUCUGCGGAACCAGUCAAAAGAAGACCGCCAAAGCACCACCUCCUACUUUAGUUCAUCAAGAGCCACGGAACCAGUCUUCCCCCUCUGUGGGAGGUAAUCACGCAUCCUAUCGCCAAACUAUGCAAACUGCGACUGGCAACAACGCCGAAACCCAAGCUUUCAAGGCGGAGACCUAUGAGGAUGAGACAGAAGCAGACGUACCCAAAGCCCCGUCUCUUCAAGAAACCGAUCUACAAGUCGCAAUGGCAGUUCCACUUCCCGAUUCCGAGACUGAGAGCGUUGCAGAAGUCAGACCCAAGUUGACGUCAACGGAACCACUCGAAUUACAGACAUCACGCAGUGCUCUCAGUGCUCCCAGUGCUCCCUCGAAAUGGUCCAAAUUCUUCUCGUGGAAGAAGUUCAAAAAAUUCAUAAAGAAUAUUUGGGAAUGGCUAGGACACUUGGAUUUCUCCAAUCACAAAUCUCUAUAUAUUCUAACGGUCCUCAACUUAAUUUCUCUCGUCUGGUCAGUCCUCGCAAUCGAGCUGAUGAUUAGGUGGAACAACAUCACCGAAGUCUACACAAUACAGUCAGUCGGUCAACUGAUACCAUUUGUCAUUGGUAUCGUGGGGUUCUUGAAAUUAGUGCGUGAUGUCUCCGUCGAGCGAACAGCACUUUGGAUAUACAGUGUUAUUAUGGAAUCCCUCUUGGACUUCGACCGCAGCGUGGAAGCGGACUCUGACCAUCCAGUCGAUCUCGAAACGUUGAAUGCCCAGAAAGUCAGAGGUGGAAGCCAAAAGACUAGGAACAGUCCUGUUGGAUUAGGCUCAUUUAUUUUCUCUACUCUACGAGGUCCUCGCAGCAUCGAAGACAAAGCUCUUGCAGGAGAAUCAUCGCCUAUUCUCUUAACGUCCAUUGGUGACCAGAUAAUAACGGUCCUUCAGAAGGAGGCCGAUAGAUCUGAGGAGUCGAUUCGGAGGACUAAUGCUAGGUUGGCCUUGUCAAUCAUGCUUAAAGCCAAGGACACAAACAUCGAUUCGCAGGAAGGGCUGAGAAAAGCGCAAAAAGAAUCUCUAGAAGAGCUUCAUAAUAUCGACAUUAACCCCCAUGAACUUGCAGUAGCUUGGCUAAAGGAAUAUAUGAAAGCAUAUGAGAAGUAUGUUCUAAAGCGACGGGAGAAAUGGAAACAAGAAAAAGCGCGUAGGAGGUUAGGGACCGGGAAGGGACUCGGGACUCGGGAAGCGGGAUACGGGAAGCGGGAAAGGUCGGGCUAGGGUCGUCUCAGGGUCGCAGUCCGGGGUUGUUGAAAUUGGUACGCUACCAUAGCUAGCUUACCAGUCCUUCCAGCACCAGGUUCAACCACUAAUUUAGGGUUCUCCACUCUCAUUUGUCAUGCGUCACUCGCCGAGCUUACCAAGCUUACUAGUAUAUCGUCAUUUUGAUUACCUUUAAUUUAUUAGCUGAUUGAUAAUAUAUCGGAGAAAGCGGGCUCGGCAUUACCGGUAUCGCCGAAGGGUAAUGGGAAUAAAUCCCUUACUUUGGACACUUUUCCUCUGUUUUUACAACUCACUCUUCUAUAUCUAGUCAAUCUGCAGUCUGUUAACCUUUAAUAUAUCGAUUUUCCAUUAAUAAAUCGAUUACUUUCCAAUAGGUUC